This is a messenger RNA of Papaver somniferum (opium poppy), 848 nucleotides long. RefSeq lists its product as uncharacterized. NCBI's taxonomy places the organism in Eukaryota, Viridiplantae, Streptophyta, Magnoliopsida, Ranunculales, Papaveraceae. The transcript has 2 exons. Bases 319 to 729 code for a protein of 136 amino acids. Gene Ontology annotation, cellular component: endoplasmic reticulum. The record is from RefSeq and is a predicted model, not a curated record.
GUGGGUUUUAUGCAGAGUGCUCCAAAGAAAUACAAUUUCUUAGUUGAGUGAUUACCAUGAUCAAAAUUGAAUGUUCCUUGGAAUGGUGGAGGUGGUGGAGGAAUGGUAGUCAAAGUUUGACCCACAAGGAAAGAUGAGAGUCUCCAUUUGAUUUAAUAUCAAUAUAAUAUUAUAAAAGGUGUGGAAAAUGAAACUCAGGUCAAACUAGUGCAACUUGAUAGGUCUGGCCUGAGAUUCAGUCACAAGUCUUCUUCUUCUACAUCCAACUACAUCCAAGGGAAAGGAAACAGAAAUAGAGGAUUUUCCAGAGACAGGCAGAUGGGUGUUCAAAAAUGCAUUAAUGGGUUACUGUUGAUUCACUUUCUGUUCAUGGUGAUUAUGACUCCACUGAUUGAUAUAGGUUAUAUACUCACAUGGUAUGCUAAUAAUGAAAAUGGCGACGCCCCUUUGAGUUUUAAGAUACCUCAUUUUGCAGUUUUUUUCAUCUUGUUUGAGCACCUCCUAGUGUGGCCUCUCUGUAUUGCCAAUUUCUAUGGGAUCUUCAAAGGUAAAUCAUGGGUGAAAAAAACUUGCUUGAUCUAUGGUGUCGGUGCUACCACAGCCAUGGCUGCAAUUCUUUCAGAAAUGAUUAGGUCUUCAGGGGCAUCUUCUACACUAUCCAGCAUUUACUUGCCUUUCCUGGGUUUUGCUCUAAUUUCAACCCUUAAUGGUCUAGUUCCGCAUUGUUAAUGUCUUGUAAACCUCUUGCCAUGAAAUAAGAAGAAAAAAAAUGGAGGUUAGAUGUGGAACUACAAAUCCACUGGUAAAUCUUAUCUUAUGAUUUUCAACACCAAUUUUUUUUUCCACCA